AUGGCGCCUACGCAGCCAGAGCCGACCUAUACGGUUUUCGUUCGACUCCCAUUUCCUAGAGGCGACUUUGUCGAUCCUCCGCCUACGAAUUGGGAUUCUUCUAAAGAUGAAGUCCUCUGGAGCAUCGUAUCUCGUCCUUAUAAGACGGAAAUAGACUGGAAUGAUAUCGCAAAUCAAUUCGGGGUUACAGUCGACUUCCUCCUCCAGCAAAUUACCUGGCUCAGCAAUCAUCGUACCUCCCAAAUCCAAACGCAGUUACGUAGGGCCGCUACAGCAUCUAAGGGUUCAGUACCGUCGCCUCAGCCCAGACCUGAUGGCAUGUUCUCCGCAGAACCUAUGCGACGCACCGGAUCUGGUGAUAGGUCGGUUCGAGCACCAUCAGCAUUGUCGAUUAGGAAGGACUCUCCUCUACCGCGUAACGAUGGUAGUGUCCCCGGUACGCCAAUGAGAAGCACUCCACGACCGACCGUGACGCGCACGUCUUCAUCUAACACCGCUGUCCAUGCAGCUCGCAACCUGGUCGGCAGUGGCAAAGCUCCUGGAAAGUCCAACGUUGAUCUCCAGCGCCACCGUCUCUCAUCCCUCCCCAUCACGACAUCCGUCGAUGACGAGAACGAUAAUGAGAACCAGAACACCGAACCAACUUCCCCAGGACCAACCGAGUCCAGCGAGUCUGCAACUUCUUCAUCCUCCUCAAGCCCCGCGCAGUCCAGAAUCAUCCGCCGACCCCCACGGUUUCAAGGCACCGAUGCCGCACCCUCCUCCUUUGCUGAUGACGAAGACGACGACGAAGAUGAUGAUGGCGAACCGGCCUUCCUACCUUACCAGCCACAAGCAGAUGGCAGCAGCGGCGCGCAGCACGACCUCAGCGCCACACUCCGUGGCAACCCAUCGCGCGAUUACGUGAAGCGCCACGCUGCUGCAAAGGGGUCAACCCGUAUCCAUCGCUCGCAAACCUCGGACUCGUCGAACUCCACGGCCCCGUCCGGGCUUAGUGGUAGUCGAACAGGAGCGGGCGGCGUCCCACUGUCGCCGCGAAGGACGACAGAAACUGUAGGACGUAGCCCUGGGGCGAGGUACUCGAAGAAUAGUGAUAGUGGUACGCCAAGUAUGGGGAGCAGUUUUAGUGAUCUUGAUGAUACUUCAGUAACGCAGUCUGCGAUGGAGGAAGUGAUUGCGAGCCAGAUACAACAUGGCGCGAUAAGUAGUCUUAUCAAUGCAACCUUCCGGAGCAGGUAUCUCCCUGGUAAUAAUUAG
Daldinia childiae is the source of this 1257-nucleotide messenger RNA. Its product is annotated as Autophagy-related protein 29. The record is from RefSeq and is a predicted model, not a curated record. Gene Ontology annotation, biological process: autophagosome assembly. The transcript has 5 exons. Gene Ontology annotation, cellular component: phagophore assembly site. NCBI's taxonomy places the organism in Eukaryota, Fungi, Ascomycota, Sordariomycetes, Xylariales, Hypoxylaceae. Bases 1 to 1257 code for a protein of 418 amino acids.